AUGGUGUGCGAACCGAUUUUUAAUGAGGUUGCCCUCUCGUGGAUUCCAGUUGAUGCGAAAAGCACUGUUCCAACAAACGCGGUCGAGGCAAAACCCGGAUUGUACAUAAUCCGAGCCCGUCAUGAAUACGAUAUAAUCCCGGGUAAAUGGUCUGGGACCACUCCACACGCAUUUGUAUCCUAUGGAUGUGGUGAAAUCAAGGUUACCAAAUUCGACGUAUUGUGCAACACAUCCGUGUUUCAGAAUCGCCCACCAUACAAAUGGGUACCAGCAUCCCAUGGUUUGGUUCCGCAUCUGGCCGUACGCGGUGGACGAUGCAUUUCAGAGGAACCGUUAUUCAUCGCCCGUGCCCAAAUCGAAAAUGUGUGGUGCACCGGUAAAGUUCAUCCGUCCCACGGAGUUGCUUAUUUCCCCUUAAAUGGUGUUGAACGUAACAGCCAUCAGUACGAAGUGUUGUGCUUGCGUGGUGGAAGACACCACAUCUGA
Echinostoma caproni is the source of this 486-nucleotide messenger RNA. Lineage: Eukaryota; Metazoa; Platyhelminthes; Trematoda; Plagiorchiida; Echinostomatidae. The record is from the annotation of a GenBank genome assembly.